CCCAGGGCUGCAGGAAGCUGGGCACAGUGGUGCCAGGGCGGGGAGGGGGCAGCAGGUCGGGAUCCAGAGGCCAGGGACAGCAGGGAGGAAGGUCUCCCUGGUGGUGGCUGACAUGGAGGGGCCCCAGCACGAGUCUUUCCACGUGGUGACGCCGCUGCUGGAGAGCUGGGCGUUGUCGCAGGUGGCGGGCACCGCUGUCUAUCUCAAGUGUGAGAACGUGCAGCCAGCCGGCUCCUUCAAGAUCCGGGGCAUAGGCCACUACUGCCAGGAGAUGGCCAAGAAGGGCUGCAGACACCUGGUGUGCUCCUCAGGAGGCAAUGCAGGCAUUGCUGCAGCCUACAGUGCGCGGAAGCUGGGGGUCCCUGCCACCAUCGUGCUCCCGGAGGGCAGCUCCCCACAGGUGGUGCGGCGCCUGCAGGGGGAGGGCGCGGAGGUGCAGCUGGCCGGGAAGGUCUGGGACGAGGCCAAUGUGAGGGCACAGGAGCUGGCCAAGAGGGACGGCUGGGUGAACGUGCCCCCGUUCGACCACCCCCUGAUUUGGGAAGGCCAUGCCAGCCUCGUGCGGGAGCUGAAGGCAGCCCUGGGGACCCCCCCGGGGGCCCUGGUGCUGGCAGUGGGGGGUGGGGGGCUCCUGGCAGGGGUGGCAGCCGGCCUGGUGGAGGUGGGCUGGCGGCAAGUACCCAUCGUCGCCAUGGAAACCCAGGGGGCUGACUGCUUCAAUGCUGCCAUGAGGGCUGGAGAACCAGUCACGCUGCCGGCCAUCACCAGGUGGGUGUGGGCAGGUGGCUCUUGUGGGGAGCUGGAGGUGGGAGGCUCCUGAGAAGGCCUGAUUCAC
Erinaceus europaeus (western European hedgehog) is the source of this 835-nucleotide messenger RNA. RefSeq names its product serine dehydratase like (gene SDSL). Gene Ontology annotation, molecular function: L-serine ammonia-lyase activity; threonine deaminase activity. The record is from RefSeq and is a predicted model, not a curated record. The transcript is spliced from 6 exons. Gene Ontology annotation, biological process: L-serine catabolic process; L-threonine catabolic process. The coding region runs from base 113 to 820 and encodes 235 amino acids. NCBI's taxonomy places the organism in Eukaryota, Metazoa, Chordata, Mammalia, Eulipotyphla, Erinaceidae.